AAGUUUGCUCCCGAGUCCGUGAAUGAGGGGCACCGGCAGCUGAGAUAGCUGCUCCAAACGGAGUAUCCCAAUUCCCGAGGUGAUGGAGAGGGUUGACGAGGCGUUCUUUGUUGAGUAUGAAGCGUAGUUUUGCGGAGGUGUGUCGCCAGCUGCAAGGUGUUGGCUCGCUGGAGUGUACGGGAUGGAAAUGUUAUAUUAAGAAUAGUUGUAGCCUUGGGUGCCCGUAUGGUUUCUCGGCCAACCUCGGCCCGUUCAACGAACGGACUUGGGUUAGGAUAGGUGAAGGGGGCUGCAGUCAGCAAAUCCCCCAUCGUCCCAACAGGAUGAGUCAGCUGGUAUUGAUUGCUGGCAUUGAAAGCUUGUAUCAAUUUGAAGCAUAUGUUGCACCAAUUCGGGCACUGUCCUACCGGCGCUUCCAUGGCCUGAGCGUAUUGUUGGAGGCUGGCGCUGAAGUUAUGAAGAUCGCUUCGGCAAUGCGGCAUAUAGCGACCAUGUGCCGGCAAUUUUCUGGCGGGGUGCUUUGUAACGGUCCCAGGAGUAUAUUGCAACUAGCUGGUGACGACUCUACGAGUUUGCCUCGAAUGGAGAAAGAAGAAGAAAAGAGAGAACUAGAUGACAGGAAGAGAGGGCAGCUCUUAUAUGCUCCGGAACACACAGACACUGCCUGCUUCAGGAUGACGUUAUCAUGAUACCACGGCCGAGGGUUGCCGAGGCCAUCAUGGGCUCAGCCCAUCACAGC
Molecule: messenger RNA, 739 nt
Organism: Parathielavia appendiculata
Lineage: Eukaryota; Fungi; Ascomycota; Sordariomycetes; Sordariales; Chaetomiaceae
Exons: 1
Coding region: 117-689 (190 amino acids)
Source: RefSeq, a predicted model, not a curated record